AUGAUACGAAAGUCAAAUAUCCGGGGCUUCGAAAUCCCUGGCCAGCUCGAGCGGCUGAAGGUGCGCUUGUUCGCAGAUGAUACCUCAGCCUUCCUGUCGGAGUUCGAUGAUUACUCGACAUUAGACAGGCUCCUACGCACCUGGUGCAUGGCGGCAAAGGCACGGUUCAAUAUACAGAAGACGGAAAUUAUCCCAGUUGGGUCGGCGAGGUUUCGCGAAGAGUUCAUUGAGGCAUAUAAGGCAACCGGGAGGUGGCGAGAUUACCCACCAAAUGUACGAGUUGCUGUCGAGGGAAGUGUGGUCAGAAUUCUGGGUGCUUUCUUCGGAAAUGGAAUUGACGACUGUGGAGUCUGGGCACCUAUACUUGACAAGAUCCUUGUCGCCCUCGAACGCUGGGGGCGCGCCCACAUUAGCUUAGAGGGAAGGCGCCAUGUUAUACAGUUCACCGCAGCAGGGAUGACACAGUUCUUGGCGGAAGUGCAGGGGAUGCCCGACCGCGUCUUACAGCGGCUGAGAGCUAUCGCAAGGAAUUUCCUAUGGAAAGGAAAUGAGCACCCUACAGUCGCUCUGGAACAGCUGCACCAA
This is a messenger RNA of Schizophyllum commune H4-8, 585 nucleotides long. RefSeq lists its product as uncharacterized. The transcript has a single exon. The annotation marks the transcript as partial. The record is from RefSeq and is a predicted model, not a curated record. NCBI's taxonomy places the organism in Eukaryota, Fungi, Basidiomycota, Agaricomycetes, Agaricales, Schizophyllaceae.